AUGGCCACCAUCCUGUAUGAGAGUCAUCUAUGCUGCCUGCAGCCCACGCUGGACUACCUUGAGGCCCUGGGGCUUCUGUUCAGCCUGUUCAAGACCUCCAUGUACACGGGCACCAUCCCCAAGUGGCUCCGGGAGUUCUGCAGGUCCUGGGAUGGACUCUUCAAAUUCAGCCAAAUUCAUGUUGACAGCAGGCUGGGGGACAUACUGUGCCAGCCUGACCAGGGGCAGAGAGUUGGAGCUGGGCUUCUCACAUGCCUCUUCCUCAGCUAGGAGCUGAUGCGGGAGGAGAUCUACGCUAACAUGACCGAGAUGCUGCUGGCCAGCAUUGACCUGGGGUUGAGCUCAAAACAACCCCCCCCCCACAACCCCCAAGACCAUGAGCACAUGUGUCUGAGUGAUUGCUGGGUGUGGAGGAGAACAUUGGCCUGGGCGGUGUAUCUCCUUGCAAGAUACCGGGAUGUGCAGCAGACGGUGUAUCAGGAGAUAGUGAAGAAUCUGGGGGAAAGGCAGGUCCCCACAGCCGCAGACGUCUCUAAAGUCCCUUUGAUCCAAGUUCUGCUUAAGGAGAACUUGAAGCUGUUUCCAGUGCUGCCAGGGAAUGGCCAGGUCACCCAGGAGGACCUGCUUGUUGGCGGGUAUCUGAUUCCCAGAAGCAUCCAACUGGCCCUCUGCCACUGUGCCACGUCCUUCUAGGAUAAUGAAACCUUCCCUCAGGCCAAGGAGUUCCGGUCUGAACACUGGCUUUGGGUAGGAAACCUGGACAGGGUGGGCAAUUUUGGGUCCAUCCCCUUUGGCUCUGGGGCUCGAAGCUGCAUCCAGCAGAGGACUGCAGAACUGGAGAUCCACCUGGUCAUGAUCCAGUUGCUUCAACAUUUUGAGAUCAAAACAUCUCCUUAGACUAAAACCAUUCAGCUUCUGAUGCCAGGGGAGCCCAUCCAUGUGCGUUUCAUCAGCAGGAAGUAG
This is a messenger RNA of Phacochoerus africanus (Common warthog), 963 nucleotides long. Its product is annotated as cytochrome P450 27C1. The record is from RefSeq and is a predicted model, not a curated record. Gene Ontology annotation, molecular function: monooxygenase activity; heme binding; oxidoreductase activity, acting on paired donors, with incorporation or reduction of molecular oxygen. Gene Ontology annotation, cellular component: mitochondrial inner membrane. NCBI's taxonomy places the organism in Eukaryota, Metazoa, Chordata, Mammalia, Artiodactyla, Suidae. Gene Ontology annotation, biological process: cortisol metabolic process; C21-steroid hormone biosynthetic process; glucocorticoid biosynthetic process.